Molecule: messenger RNA, 3216 nt
Organism: Beta vulgaris subsp. vulgaris (sugar beet)
Lineage: Eukaryota; Viridiplantae; Streptophyta; Magnoliopsida; Caryophyllales; Amaranthaceae
Exons: 2
Coding region: 2704-3132 (142 amino acids)
Molecular function (GO): zinc ion binding
Source: RefSeq, a predicted model, not a curated record
CAAUAUGUUUGUUGAUUUUGCAUUAUAUUUGCUAAUUCAUAUUAAUUUACAAUGUAUUGUCAAGUUUGGUGAUUUUGGCUUGCUGUUAGGGUUUGUGAAGUGAUCAUCUGGAAAAGAUAUUGAAACUUUUUAAUAAAUUUAUUUAUUUAUAGAGUAUCAUAAACAAUGGUGUGGAAAUAAGUUUAGCCAACAUCUAGAGAAUACCUGUUGAUAAAUCUCCCAAAAACAAGCAAGAUAAACAGAGAAACAACAAACUGAAGCACCAACUCUUAGUAAAUGCUCACCAUUAUUGUUUCAACCCAUCUACUAAUUUAUCCCAUGUAUGUUCUGGUACCUUGCCAAAUAUAUAUAUUCAUGGUAUGUGAUCAACGACACAUACACUAGAAUAGGUGAAUUUGUGGCACCCAAAUUUGUGGAAACAGGACUCUGCUAUCAGUGAGCAAGCUUCAUGUGCUAGAAUUAAACUGUUUGAAACAUAGUCUUAUCAUAUCUAAACAAACUCCACCCCUCCUAUAUUGCAGGUUGCAUUAAAACUAUAAUGCUCGCCAAAUUUUCCUUAUUCAAUUGAUGCGUGUUGAUAGUAAAUAAGCAAGGUUUUGAUUUCUCUUAUUUUUCGUGGUUGUUUUUUUUGGGUAUAAUAAUCACUUAUUCUGCUUCAUUUUUUGCUCUUCUGAUUCUUAGCCUUUUCUGCUAUUUCUCCUAAUCGUUAGUUCUAUCAGAUGAAAUUUGACAGCACAAGAAGGUUUAAAUUCUUUACAUUUUCAUUAUAUGUCAUGCUUGUUUAAUGGAAAUCAACCACAAAUAGUGAUGCCCUCUUUCUCACAUUUCUACUUUUAGUUACAUGGCCUAAAAUCAGUUAGCCAUGGAAUUGGAAUCUUUCCUUCACGGCCAAGAUUUGUUUCUUUGCUUUACAUGGUAUGUGCUUCCAUCAGAUAUUGAAGUGUGGUUCCAUUAGAUCUCUGCUUCACUUCUGCAACCCAAUCUUUCCUUCACUGUUAAUUGCUAUUUCUUCAUCUUUUUUCAGCCCACUAAUGUCUAGGUCAUUUCUGUUUUAUCUUCUCUUAAUUGUCGUGGUUAUUUUUUAGGGUAUAAUAAUGUAUCAACUAUGUAAUGGUUUGGUUCAGCCUAACACUUGACUUAUUGCUUUUUCAUCUGCAUUUGUCUUUCUAUUUUCUCCGAUUUAUCAAUUUUCUUUCUUUUUUGCGUCGCUUAAUUUUGAGAAAAGAAUUGCAAGGUGACUCUAAUUUUGUUUGCUUACUUUUAGUUUUCUCUUUCAGCCAUUUCAGAUCUGAAGUUGUCUUGAUGAUUUCUUUCAGUUUUUGUUAGAGAUUCUUUUGUGAAGCUUAAACAUUUGGCUCAAAUUUUGAUGCAUUCUCUCCGCUACAUAGUUGUUCAGUUGAUUCAUUCAUUAGUUCUUUGCAGAUUUUCCUAUUGCUUACAUGAUUUGGAUCAUGAUAUGGGGGAGUACGCCUAGGUUUUUGAUAACACGAGCUUCAAGUUUAGGGAAUCGGUUCAAUUCCAGUGUCGUCUUUACUGUUCCAUUGUCUUGUGCGUUGGGUUGAUGCUUAGCUUCUCUGUUCUAAUGCUAGGGAGAUAGUUAUUGGUGCUCCAUUUCAGCUUUAGUCUGCAUCUCAGGCAAGAUCUCGGGUUUAUGAUUGCUCUGUUAUUUCAGCAUUGAAGAUGGUUCUUAUUGCGGCUUUUUCUUGCGGGUCAUACUCUCACAGAUCACUAUUUUUUUUCAUGGCUGGAUUCUCAAAUGUUUCAUGAUUUUAAUUAAUUUACUUGGUUGUUUUGUUUCAGCUAUUGUGUUUAGAUACUGCUUUAUGUUGUUUUUCUUGAACAGUGUAAAACUAAUGUUCCUUAAAAUAAUAGGAUGUUUAGAACUAAUUUAAAGUGUUUCAUCAAGAUGAGAUGUUUCUGCUUGAUCCUCUAAGACAUCAAUUUCCAUGCUUAAUUAUGUUCCUUAAUAUAAUAGGAUGUUUCUUGUGGCCUUUAGAAAGUGUUAUUAUGAUAAAGUUGUUAAUUUUGUAUGACACUCAUAGAGGUCUCAUAACAAAGCUUAAAACAGGUUUCCAAACGGAUAUAAAUGUUUUAAAGAUCAAGCAACAAAUAUUAGUUACCUAAGCUCCCAAAUCUAACGGCAAAGUUCUAUGUUUAUAAAUAAAUUCUUUAAAAGCAUCCUUACUUUUUAAUGAGCAUUAGCUUUACACUUAUAUUCUACCCUUGAAGUCCCUUACAUUCGUCUAUGUUCUUCUAUGUUUCUUCUCUCAAUUUGUUUGAAAUUUUAUUAUUUUAUACAAACAAAUUCCCCGAAAUUGAAGAACAACAAUAGAUACAGCUGAAUUGAAAGAAGGCAAUACAUAAACAUGAAUAUAAAAGGAAAAAUUGAUUCUAAUAAUCCAACCUUUUGGUCAUUCGCUGAAAAUAAUCCAACCUUUGGAUUAUUAUUUAAUAAUCCAAGCUUUUACUUUUUUUAAUUUUUAGUGCACCUAACAGGUAAAUUACCUAGAGAAGCAGGUAACCAACCCACGUGGCAUAUUACCGUUACUUUCAUGAAUCCAACCUUAUUUAACUCUCUCUCUCCCCUGAAUCUUCUUCUUCCUCUAAUUUCUCCAUUUCCCCACCCCUUGUAAAAGCUUCUCCUCUGAUUUUUCUUUUUUUCUCCUUCUUAAUCGACCAUAUUGCGAAAUUGAAGGGAGGAAUAUGCGUAGGCCAACAGCUGGUUCUGGGUGUUCCUCACAUUCCAGGGGUGCAAGAGUGAAGUGUAGAUGUGGAAGAGAUGCUGUAGUGCGUACUGUUAAGAAUGGAACUAACAUUGGAAUGAAGUUUUAUGGUUGCCCUUUAUGGCCUGACACUAAGUGCGAUUUUAUGAAGUGGAUAAUUGACAACAAUGAAGAUGAUGACAUGCGUUAUCAAUUACUUCAGAAGGAGAACACCAUAAGUGAACUUGAGCAUGAGAAGAAGUUGUUGGAACAGAAAAUCAAGAAACUGAAGUUGCAAAGGGAGAUGAAAAGUGAUCUUUGUGAAAUGCGUAUGGAGUUGAUGAAGAGUUCAAGGAAGGAGAAAAAUCUGACAUUUAUGUUGGUUUUAUCUUGGCUUGUAUUUGCAAUUGUUGUAGUCUAUAAUAAUUAGACAAUGAAAGCACUUUAAAUUAGGUUGUAAGUAAUGCACUGUGGUUUGAUUAUGAAAGCAAUGAAGGAAGUUAGCUUACUUGAA